AUGAUUAUACAUAUUCAAUCUAUUGACUAUGAGGUUUGGAAAAUUAUCUGUGAUGGUCCUAAAGUCCCCACCAAAACCAUAGAUGAUCUGUUAGUUCCCAAACUUAAGAGUGAAUGGACUAGUGUUGAUUAUAAGGAUAUUCAAUCCAAUACCAAAGCUGUUAAUAUGUUGUAUUGGGCACUUGAUGCUACUGAGUUUAACAAAAUAUGCACUUGUAUAAUGGCAAGAGAAAUUUGGGAUAAACUUAUUGUCACUCAUGAGGGAACCACUCAAGUCAAAGAGUUUAGAGUGAGUUUGCUUGUUCAUAACUAUGAGCUCUUCAAGAUGAAACCUAAUGAGAACAUAUCCCAAAUGUUCACUCGCUUUACGGAUAUUAUAAACAGUCUCAAAUUUCUUGGGAAGACUUAUACUAAUGCAAAAAUUAUUAGAAAAGUCCCCCGUUCAUUGCCAAACAGCUAG
Camellia sinensis is the source of this 459-nucleotide messenger RNA. RefSeq lists its product as uncharacterized. Lineage: Eukaryota; Viridiplantae; Streptophyta; Magnoliopsida; Ericales; Theaceae. The record is from RefSeq and is a predicted model, not a curated record.